Paralichthys olivaceus (Japanese flounder) is the source of this 1531-nucleotide messenger RNA. The record is from RefSeq and is a predicted model, not a curated record. Lineage: Eukaryota; Metazoa; Chordata; Actinopteri; Pleuronectiformes; Paralichthyidae.
GCACGCAUCCAAUCAUGCCCCGAAAGGGGAACAAUCCCCACGAAGAAGAGGAAUAAGGCCCACGAAGAAGAAGCCGCAGUUGAACCUCGUGAAGCGGGAGUUGACAGUUCGCUAACAUGAACUGGGGUCAGAGUGAGCUGCCGUCUCCUGUGGUUCGAGAUGACGAGGUGACGAUCGCUGCCCGCAGGAGAAGAAAGAAGGUGGCCUUCCCGUCACCCGGCAGUGGCAGCCCCGUCAUGUCCACGGUGACACCAGCCCGCUCCCUGCGGAACACUCCUGCUUCACUGUUCAGACAGGCUGUAACUCCCAGGGUUCCAGAUGUUUCCUCCAUUUUGGCUCCAGGGGGUCGAACUCCUCGGUACACACACACGCCCCGAAACACACUCGGCAGUCUGAAUUUGGAUGACAGUGACUGGACCAACAGCAUGUUCACGUCCCCUCUUGCCGGUCAGGAGAACACCAGCUUCUUCACAGAGGACAUCGCCAACCUCAGCUCAGCUCUGCUAAAGGAGGACGACCCGGGAGAAGCCGCGGCUGCCAGUCUUUUCCCAGAGUUCCUUGCAUCUUUUCUGAAACACUCUUCCUCUGCGGUGUUCGAUCUCUUGGAGGAUUAUCAGACACUCUGCCAGGACAAAGUGGACGUGCUGCAGUCUGUGGUCCUCAGAGCAGGUCAGAACAGUAAAACAGCAGGAGUCCGCUGGCUACUGCAGCAGGAGAGCAGCUCCUGGAGACUCAUCACCUCACUCUACAGGGAUCGGGUCCAGUUGGCGCUGGAAGAUGACGUCACCAUGUCGGACAUGGUUGCUCCAAGUGAGAGUGAGAAGGUUGUGGUGGAGCAGCUUUUUCAGCGAGAUGCUGUCAUUCGACAGAGUCAGCUGGUCGUUGAUUGGCUGGAAUGCAUUGCCAAGGAUCAAAUUGGAGAUUUUUCUGAUAAUAUAGAAUAUUAUGCCAAAAAUGUCUGCUGGGAGAACACUCUUCAUGCGCUGAAGAUGAGGAGGAAGAGCGGUGCUGCGUUCACGGUUCCUCUGGUCACUGAGCUGGACCCAGACGCCCCUCUCCGGCAGCAGCGCCCCCUGGCUGAUCUGGACAGAGAGGACGACGCCCGACUGCUGAAGAAUCUGUUCAACCUGAUCAGAGCGGGGAUGACGGAGGAGGCUCAGAGGCUGUGUAAACGCUGUGGUCAGGCCUGGAGAGCAGCAACUCUGGAAGGAUGGAAACUUUACCACGAUCCCAACAUGACCUCAGGCAGUAUCGAGUUGCAGCCUGUGGAAGGAAACCCUCAGAGAGGAGUUUGGAAGGCCUGCUGCUGGAGAAUGGCUGAGGAGGAGCAGUUAAACAGAUACGAGAGAGCGAUCUACGCCAGCCUGAGUGGAAACCUCAAACCGCUCCUGGCAGUGUGUGAAUCAUGGGAGGACUGCGUGUGGGCGUACUUCAGAGUGAUGGUCGACUCGCUGGUUGAAAAGGAUCUGAUGUCAUCGGGUAUGGCCCACCAGGAAGUGGAGACACUGCCGCGAGAAUACCUGGAGGCGAA